GAAAUUCAUUGAUUUACGGGUAAUCAAGUGAUAGAAGCGUAAACGCACGGUCUCGGUUUUCUUUUGCGGAAGAAAUUUUUGUAAAACUAUAAGUGCGAAAACGGGAUAAUAUUGUGUACAAAAUCGAGUUCAGUUCUUAUAAUAAAUAUUAUUAAAAUCAUUGUACUAUUUAACUUGUAAUUGCUGUUUAGUUGUGAUCUUAACAAUAUAAGAGACGCUACGGAAAGAGCAAAAUUUUUUAUUUAUUGCCACAACUGUUUCCUAUUUCAAGAUUCUGCAUACUUUAGUCUAGUCCAUAGCACACACUCCCUUUCCCUAGAACACAGUAGUAACCUCUAAUAAAUAUGAGUAAAAAGCCUGCUGUUGGACCCGCGCUGCAUAAGGUGAUUAUGGUGGGCAGCGGUGGUGUGGGUAAAUCAGCGCUGACGUUACAGUUCAUGUACGAUGAAUUCGUAGAGGAUUACGAACCAACCAAAGCCGACAGUUAUCGAAAAAAAGUUGUUUUAGAUGGCGAAGAAGUACAAAUAGAUAUACUGGACACAGCUGGUCAAGAAGACUAUGCUGCCAUAAGAGAUAAUUACUUCCGCAGUGGCGAAGGUUUUCUUUGUGUUUUUUCAAUAACAGAUGACGAAAGCUUCCAAGCUACACAAGAAUUCAGGGAACAAAUCUUACGUGUUAAAAACGAUGAAAGCAUACCGUUCCUGUUGGUGGGCAACAAAUGCGAUUUGAAUGAUAAACGUAAAGUGCCGCUCAACGAAUGCCAGACACGCGCCCAACAGUGGCAAGUGCCGUAUGUGGAAACUUCUGCUAAAACACGCGAAAACGUCGACAAGGUAUUUUUUGAUUUGAUGCGCGAAAUAAGAUCACGCAAGACCGAAGAUUCAAAAGCGACAAGUGGGCGUGCAAAAGACAGAUGCAAGAAGCGGAGACUUAAGUGUACACUACUUUAGGCAAUAGGUAUUUUAUGAUCUUAUCAGGGAUAUUUCAUCGCGUAAGAAACAGCGUCAAACUGAUGUUAAACAGCCGACAAAAACCAAAUCUCUUUGCUGCCAAUUGCUGUAAUACCAACAAUUUCAACUACAAAUAUAAACCACACCAACCACAACAUUUCAUUAUAACUUAAAACAACAACAACAAAAACAACAAGAACACAAUAUAAUAAGCAUAAAUUUUAUAUUUGGUUUAUGAAAAU
Teleopsis dalmanni is the source of this 1192-nucleotide messenger RNA. RefSeq names its product ras-related protein Ral-a. The record is from RefSeq and is a predicted model, not a curated record. Bases 345 to 950 code for a protein of 201 amino acids. The transcript has 6 exons. Gene Ontology annotation, cellular component: plasma membrane. Gene Ontology annotation, biological process: Ras protein signal transduction. Lineage: Eukaryota; Metazoa; Arthropoda; Insecta; Diptera; Diopsidae. Gene Ontology annotation, molecular function: GTP binding; GDP binding; GTPase activity.